ACCACGAGGAUUGCUAUAGUUUUUUCACUGGACUAUUAGCUGUCACUUGAUUUGGUAUGUUUUAAAAAGACCGUUAGCUUGAGGUCUUUUUCCACUUUUGUACUCUACAACAGAAAAGUUUGUUUGAAUAUAGAUCCGACAAAAUAGUUAGACUAUGAAAAUAUAAAAAUUUAAUAUCUUUCUGAACUCAAGCGCUUGACAAAUUUUGAUUCAUAACAUAUGUCUACAAAUGUGUGCUUGCGGACAGCACUUGCGCUCUUCGGUAAAUUAAUCUGCAUAUCCAUGACAAUGAUAAGCCCACAACAAAUCAGAUUACAAUUGAGUAAUCAUUUGUUUGAUUUGUUACAGUUAAAGCUUUUAAGUAAAAUAAAAACUAACAGUAUUAAAUAUUCUGCUCCUAUGGAGCUUAAAGAAUUACACAGUUUACGUGCGCGUGAACGAAACAAUGAACAAUCGACCACAACCGAGGAUCUAUCAGUGUUGAGCCGAUUUCAAAACGUCUCUCUGUUCGCCGACAAACCCAUCCAGCAGGGAUCAUUUGUAUCAGAUGUCUCGAAUAACGAUGAAGAACAGCAGCAGCAACAGCAACUUCAACAUGUGCUUGACCUGACCGGCUACCGAAAACUUCGAUCCGUUGGUCAAGGUUCGUUCGGUAUCGCAAUCCUGUACGAGCGCCAGUCGGAUGGGCAACAGGUGGUCAUGAAACAGAUAGCCCUCAGUAAUCUCGCAAAACCCGAACGCGAAAUGGCCAUGAACGAGGUGGAGGUGUUUUCGAAACUUCACCAUCCUAACAUCAUAGCCUACCUUGGAUCGUCCGUGCGAGGUGAUCUACUGUUGAUCGAGAUGGAGUACGCAGACGGUGGCACUCUCGCGCAAAUGCUAGCCGAACGCAACCAGAGUGAAGCACUGCCAGAACGAUUCGUGCUAAACAUGUUUGAACAGCUGACCAGCGCCAUAAGCUACAUGCAUUCUCAAAACAUUCUGCACCGUGAUCUCAAAACAGCCAACGUGUUUUUGCAUGGCAAGGGCACGGUAAAGGUUGGUGACUUUGGUAUCUCCAAGAUCAUGAACACCAACGUGCAUGCCCAAACGGUGCUGGGUACUCCAUACUACUUUAGCCCGGAAAUGUGCGAAGGGAAGGAGUAUAAUGAGAAGAGUGACGUUUGGGCCCUGGGAUGCAUUCUCGGGGAAAUGUGCUGCCUGAAGAAAGCAUUUAUGGCCACGAACCUUUCCGAGCUGGUAGGCAAGAUCAUGACGGCAGAGUAUGUUCCGCUUCCUAGCAAUUAUUCGGAAUCCUUGCGACACGUUCUGGGAUUGAUGUUUCAAAUCGAUCCGAUCGCGCGGCCUUCUGCUUCAGAAUUGUUACAGUAUUGGAUACCGUUCAUCUAUAGAAAUCUGGGAUCCAAGGAAGGUUUCCAGUACGAAACCCACUUUAUGAAUGCAAAAAAGGCCGAAUCGUUAACAGUGAAUGUACCGAACAAACAAUCGUUGGUUGAAAACAAUUCAAACUCAGCCGUUAACGGUGAAGGAUCAACAGCCUUAGUUGGAACGGAUGUAAACCAAACCCUUCCGAUCGAUCGUACUGUCCUGUAUCAAUUGCAUUCAUUCGGUGCAUCCUCUUCGUUGGCUCCAUUGCAUCUACCGCCAACAAUAAAAAUCAGACAGAUAGCAACACGUGGUCAGCAUUUUGUGGCCGUCAUGGAAGAUGGAUCGGUAUACAGUUGGGGAGAAGGAGACAAGGGACAACUGGGCCACGACGCACUCGAGACAUGGCACCACAUUCCCAUGAGAAUUCAAGCGAUCAAGCAGCGUAAAAUAGUAAGUGCGGCUGUCGGUGAAGGAUUUACCAUUCUUUGCACUGCUUCCGGUACGCUGCUGGCCUUUGGCGACAAUAGCAACGGUUGUCUCGGGCAGGGCAAUAAGGCGUCACUGUUGGUGCCGAAAGAAAUAGUUAAGCUCGAGCACGUUCCCAUCGUACAGGUAGCCAGCGGUACUACGCACGUUCUUGCUCUCACCGAAGGUGGCAUCGUGUACAGUUGGGGUAACAGUAGCAAUGGUGCAUUAGCGCUUGGCAAACGCAUCCAUGUGGCCCUAGAACCGGAACGUAUUAUUCUACCACAACUGGUACAGAAUGUUCGGGAGGUGUACGCUGGACCGGACUGUACUAUACUCAUAACCCGUCAGGGAGACUGCUACUGCUGUGGGAGCAAUGCUGGCAAUCGGCUUGGACUUGGACGAAAAGUUGCUGGUACCGCUACACUACGGCAGAUUCAUCUCGAUGCCAAACGAUCCAACAUUCUGGCUGUCAGUGUGGCCGAUACGCAUGCAGCAUUCCUCAUCGAAGGUGGCUUCUUGAUUACGCUUGGCGAUAAUACCAGCGGGCAGCGUGGUGCUGGACAUAAAUGUGAACUGUUGCAACCGACGAUCGUUCGUGAGCUACAAUCGCGAUACGUGUUGAACGUAAAAUGUUGCCAAACAUACACCGUUGCAACCACGGACGAUAAUUGCGUCGUUGUCUGGGGAACGCGCAUUGGUACACCGGAUGGCAAUGAGGAUUCCAGUGGAUCGGUUGGAAGAAACAAUAACGAUCAGAGACCUUCGUUGGCAACGGUUGCUAAUAGUACGACGGCGCUAGCGAACAUCUUAACCUCUCUCUACAAACACGAGACCAUACUCGAUCCGGCAGACGUACUGGCACUGUACUCCUCCAAGCAACAGCAAAGUGUAGGAUCAUACGUAAAGCUACUGGAUGUGCAUCCUUUGCAGCACAGCAUUCUCGUGCUGGUUGAAACCAACUGCCCGUUAGUAUAGUGUUCAGCAAUACAUAACAAUUCUGAACUGGGGUAAAACUAUCAAACACGAAUGUCGUGAACUAUUUACGAUACCAAUUGCCACACACUACACAUAUUUCAGGUAAGCAACGAAAGAAACAUAUAACGAGUUUUUUCACAAAUAAAACAUACCCUAAGGCAGGCGUGAGCAACCUGCGGCCCUCGAAGUGGUUUUAUGCGGCCCGCGAAUAGCCAAUAUCAAAUUUUAUAUUAAAUGUUAUUAUAAAAUAAAAAUGCAAAUUACCCGGUUAAUACAACACUUCAAACUAAAAAAACGAGUUUUAAUCCUAAUUCACUUUUAAAAAAUACAGCAAUGCAUCUAGUCCGAAAAAGUCCGGAUAAAAGCAGCUUUACUACAUUCAUUAUUAUAUCAAUGCAUCCUGCAAUGUGGACCGCCAACCAGUUUUUGAUUUUGAAUGUGGCCCGAAGCUCUAAAAGGUUGCUCAUCCCUG
Molecule: messenger RNA, 3283 nt
Organism: Anopheles funestus (African malaria mosquito)
Lineage: Eukaryota; Metazoa; Arthropoda; Insecta; Diptera; Culicidae
Product: serine/threonine-protein kinase Nek8
Exons: 8
Coding region: 220-2811 (863 amino acids)
Biological process (GO): protein phosphorylation
Molecular function (GO): ATP binding; protein kinase activity
Source: RefSeq, a predicted model, not a curated record